Molecule: messenger RNA, 246 nt
Organism: Antrostomus carolinensis (chuck-will's-widow)
Lineage: Eukaryota; Metazoa; Chordata; Aves; Caprimulgiformes; Caprimulgidae
Gene: COX6A1
Product: cytochrome c oxidase subunit 6A1
Exons: 2
Coding region: 1-246 (81 amino acids)
Biological process (GO): mitochondrial electron transport, cytochrome c to oxygen
Cellular component (GO): respiratory chain complex IV; mitochondrial inner membrane
Molecular function (GO): enzyme regulator activity
Source: RefSeq, a predicted model, not a curated record
AUGUACCGCUUCCUACCAGCCCGCCUGUGGAGGCUCCUGAGCUUCGUGGUGGCUCUGCCCGGCGUUGGCGUUUGCAUGCUCAACUGCUACUUGAAAGCGCAGCAAGAGCACGAGAGACCCGAGUUUGUUCCUUACGCUCACCUCCGGAUCAGGACCAAGCCUUUCCCUUGGGGUGAUGGGAACAAAACUCUAUUCCACAACCCCCACGUUAAUGCUCUCCCAACCGGUUAUGAAGAUGAAAACUGA